AUGAAUUCGAAAAAGCCUUGCCAAGCCGUUGCGAUUGUCGCCUUACUCCUUCUGCUUCUCGAUGGUGGUUUUUGUCUUUCAGACAAUGGCAGAACAUCCUUGAUAAGGGCCCUUCGAGGAAUCGAUCUUGAUGAACGCCUCGAAAGACUGAGGAACCUGCGCGUGGUCGACAUGGAUCAGAGGUCUUCCCUGGCGGCUACAUCAAUGAACACCGCAGAGCAUGAACCAACAGCAUCGAAUGAUCUAUUUGGAGGGGGAUCAAUAAUUGAGAAAAAUCGCCUGGAAGGGGUCGACGAAUACCUGUACGAGGGCGACAUCAAUCUCACCGAAGAACAACUCUCCGCACUUGAGGCGAGUCUGAAUAGUAAUACCACUCGCCAAAAACGGCAAGCUUCGAAGACUGCUCCGCUAUGGGCAAACAAAAAGGUCUUCUACUACUUUGACGCGGCUUUUGGUGAUCCCAUGAAAUCCCUCGUCAAGAAAGCGCUGAACUAUAUCAGCGCUCGCACAUGCCUUACCUUUGUGGAGAACGCCACAGCCGUUAACCGCGUUCGUGUAUUCAGCGGAAGUGGAUGUUAUUCGUAUGUUGGGAUGAUCGGAGGUCAACAGGACUUAUCGCUGGCUGAUGGUUGCAAUACGACACAAAACCAACACAACUACAACAAACUCACUGCAGCCGAAUCCAUCAACUACACACCGUACGAAUAUGGCAGUGUCAUGCACUACGACACUCGAUCGUAA
Messenger RNA from Ostertagia ostertagi, 741 nucleotides. The record is from the annotation of a GenBank genome assembly. NCBI's taxonomy places the organism in Eukaryota, Metazoa, Nematoda, Chromadorea, Rhabditida, Trichostrongylidae.